Molecule: messenger RNA, 1503 nt
Organism: Ceratosolen solmsi marchali
Lineage: Eukaryota; Metazoa; Arthropoda; Insecta; Hymenoptera; Agaonidae
Gene: Rpt1
Product: 26S proteasome regulatory subunit Rpt1
Exons: 6
Coding region: 125-1429 (434 amino acids)
Molecular function (GO): ATP hydrolysis activity; ATP binding
Source: RefSeq, a predicted model, not a curated record
AUCGCAGCUUGUCGUUUUUGCUUAUAAUCGAAUUUAUCGGUCAUAACCUUUAAUCUUAAAUCGUUGCAUUAAAUACUUUAUGUCUAUUUCUUCAACAUAAGUUUUAAUUGCAUAUUAGCGUAAAAUGCCGGAUCAUCUUGGAGAUGAUAUGCGAAAGACUAAAAAUGAUGAAGAUAAAGAGGAGAAGGAUAUUAAGCCUCUGGACGAGGGUGAUAUUGCAUUGUUGAAAACAUACGGCCAAGGUCAAUAUACAAAAAGUAUAAAACUAGUCGAAGAAGACAUUCAGACUAUAAUAAAGCAGGUCAAUGAACUGACCGGAAUAAAAGAGUCAGACACGGGGCUCGCUCCGCCCGCACUUUGGGAUCUAGCAGCUGAUAAACUGGCGCUACAAAAUGAGCAGCCUCUACAAGUCGCUCGCUGCACAAAGAUUAUCAAUGCAGAUUCCGAUGAUCCUAAGUAUAUUAUUAAUGUUAAGCAGUUUGCAAAGUUUGUAGUAGAUCUUGCAGAUUCGGUUGCGCCGACUGACAUUGAAGAAGGAAUGAGAGUGGGAGUCGAUCGUAAUAAGUACCAAAUUCAUAUACCACUGCCACCGAAGAUCGACCCUACCGUAACCAUGAUGCAGGUAGAAGAAAAGCCCGAUGUAACGUACAGCGACGUCGGUGGUUGUAAAGAUCAAAUUGAGAAAUUAAGAGAAGUCGUGGAAACUCCGCUACUUCACCCGGAGAAAUUUGUGAAUUUAGGUAUCGAGCCACCAAAAGGCGUGCUUUUGUUUGGUCCACCGGGAACUGGAAAGACAUUAUGCGCAAGAGCAGUGGCUAAUAGAACGGAUGCCUGUUUCAUUCGUGUGAUUGGCUCGGAAUUAGUCCAGAAAUAUGUUGGCGAGGGAGCCAGAAUGGUAAGAGAAUUAUUUGAAAUGGCUAGGAGUAAAAAGGCUUGCUUAAUAUUCUUUGAUGAAAUCGAUGCUAUUGGAGGUGCUCGAUUUGACGAUGGAGCCGGCGGUGAUAACGAAGUUCAAAGAACUAUGCUCGAGCUUAUUAAUCAGCUCGAUGGAUUCGAUCCACGAGGAAACAUCAAAGUUCUCAUGGCGACCAACAGGCCGGACACUCUAGAUCCUGCCCUCAUGCGACCAGGUCGUUUGGAUAGGAAAAUCGAGUUUGGCCUUCCGGAUCUCGAGGGCCGCACUCACAUCUUCAAAAUCCACGCUCGACCAAUGAGCAUCGAAAGGGACAUUCGUUUUGAAUUACUCGCUCGACUCUGUCCCAACAGCACCGGCGCCGAGAUCCACUCGGUUUGCACGGAGGCUGGCAUGUUCGCGAUCCGCGCGAGGCGUAAGGUCGCCACCGAAAAAGACUUCCUCGAGGCGGUGACAAAGGUCAUCAAGUCGUACGCGAAAUUCUCGGCUACGCCAAAGUAUAUGGCCUACAAUUAAGCGCUUUCGUACUUUAUCUUUCUUUUUUUCUACACGAAAUUUCAGUUGUUAAACGCGCGCACACGCCCACGACA